UGAAGGUGGAAGCAAAAGGAGGAGACCAACAAAACCAAAAAGUGUAAAGUCUGUGAUAGAAAGAAGGCAGGCGAUAAAUUUCCUGCCUGUUGGAGGAAUAUUUUUUCGGUGCUUUUACCUGGUGGAAACUAUUGAAACAAUUGCCCAAUUGUUCGGUUAGGAUCCAGGAUUUAGCUCGGAAGUUGAGUGCAAUUGUGCAGCUUGAGGGCAAACAUGUCGACCAGUGCCGGAUCGAGUAGCACUGCCGGAGCAACGGCCGCAGGAAGUGGUGGUUCUUCGGCAGGAAGCGCAGGAGGCAGCAGCGCAGCUGGUGCUGGCGGUGGAAGCAGCAGUACUGGGUCCGGCGGUGGACGUCGUAACGGCAAUGGAAACGGCACCGGCAGUGGAAACUCCACCCCCGAGGCACCAUCCGUGCCCAAGCCCGAGACGAAGGAAACCAAGUCGAAUCCGAAGAUUUCCAAGGCACUGGGAACGUCGGCCAAGCGUAUCCAGAAGGAGCUGGCCGAAAUCACACUUGACCCGCCACCGAACUGCAGUGCCGGUCCGAAGGGCGAUAAUCUGUACGAAUGGGUGUCCACCAUUCUCGGUCCACCCGGAUCUGUCUACGAGGGAGGUGUGUUCUUCCUGGAUAUUCACUUCUCACCAGAGUAUCCGUUCAAACCGCCAAAGGUCACAUUUAGAACGAGGAUAUAUCACUGCAAUAUCAACAGUCAAGGUGUGAUCUGCCUCGACAUCCUCAAGGACAAUUGGUCUCCGGCGCUCACCAUCUCGAAAGUGCUGCUUUCCAUUUGUUCUCUAUUAACAGACUGCAAUCCAGCCGAUCCACUGGUUGGAAGUAUUGCCACACAAUAUCUGCAGAAUCGGGAAGAGCAUGAUCGGAUUGCUCGCCUGUGGACUAAGAGAUAUGCAACGUGAUUUCCUAAAUCUGACGCUCUGUAUAUUUUUUAUGUGAAAAUCAGUAAUAUUUAUAAUUCUAACCAUAACGAAGGAAACAUACUACAACUAAUAAACUAAAUUGAAAACAAGAGUAAUAAAAGUAGCAACAACUCAACAGAACAAAAGUCAAAAUUCCAAAUUUCAAACACAAGAGAAUCCAACUGCAAAACGAUCCGUUUCGACGUAGACUGGUAUCCUUCUGCCGUGUCUGUUCGUGAACUGAGCUGUGAGCUUUUUCCGACGACUCAAAUCUUCUCGUGUCACAGAUUGCGAAAACAUCUCAAGCCUCGUUUCACCUCGUUCUCCACGGAUUAGAGCAACAUACAAAACUCGCAAUGUUACACUUUAAAGUUAAUUUCGUUUGUCUUUUUUUCUGUAUAGUAGGAUUACCGUUGUGGAUCGACGUGCCCUUAUCAGGCGACUUGUCGGUGUUCCUCGAUAGAACAUCAAUAGACACCUUCUAAUUUGGUAUUUAAUUCAGAAUCAAUUUCAGAAGAAAGACUCAAGUCUCGUACCCCAGUGACGUUAUAUCGAGGUAUACUGGCGUCAAAUAAUAAAACAAAAUGUUAGCUGGUCCGCUCAGAUGAUAUUGAAUGAAAAACAGCUAUCAACACUAUUGAAGUAAUUGAAUGCUAGGUUUUGCAAUUGAAAUACAUAAUGUCGUCGUCCUUAGGAGAUUGCAAUCUUUGGUAACAUGAGGUGUGAAGUUAGGGUGUUCUUUUCGGUAAAAUAUGUAGGUAUUGUGGAAUGAUUAGCAGUAUAGAUAACUGUUUUGAUGUCGCGAUAUGAUUAUCAAUGAUGUUUUUAAUAUCAGAUAGAAUGAUUUCAUUCGCUAGGAUUUAAUUAUUGAGAGCAAUUGCUUUUUGACGUGAUAAAUCUUGCUGCGCAUUAUUGCAGUUAAACCUCCAUGAGUCAAUGUUCCAUUACUCGAUAUCGACUCAUGGAACUAUACUAAAAAUCAAAUUUCAUGAUUACUAUGAUGGUCCCCUCGAACAGCAUUCCAUAGCAUUGCUGUUUCAUGACUCGAUAUUUCCAUAAGUCGAUGGUCCCUUCAAUAUCGACUCAAGGAGGGUUGACUGUAAUUGUGUGUAAAUUCAGAUGCAUGUCCGAUACUGUCGUUUCAAAGCGUGUCGAUGUGGUUAUAAAGAAUGGCGUUUUUGUUCAUCUUCGCUUCAUGGCAUCAUGAUGUGAAAUUUAUCAAAAGACUGAUGCAGCUGAUUAUUAAAGUCAUAAACAAUGUACGAUCUCAGACGAAAAGAUGGAGGUAUCUAUUAGUAAAGAAUGCAUAUAGUUGUGACAAACAUGGUUUUAUGCCGAGUUGAACGGUGGAGCAAAAACGCACAUUCUCAGACAGAACGAAACAAUUAGAACUGAAUUGAUAAGUAAAUCUUCUUCACAUCAAAAGCUAUGCGUACCGGAUGGAAAAUCAUUGGCCUAAUUAUGAACCUUUGAGGUUAGUGCAGUUUACCCACUCAAUCAUAUACUGCAGUCAUUUCACAAUACUUGCUGCUGGAACACAAGCUCGUCAUACAGGAGAGGUUUAUUGUGUCGUUUCUUUUCAAAGCUAUGACUGAAUUCAUUUGUUUUAAGUUCAGCCAGACAGGAGAUUAGAGUCGAAAAGGUGGAGACACUCGAAAUUGAUGAAAAAUACAAUAUUUAAACUAUAUGGAUAAUAAAAAGCAGUAAAUGUGUACCGAA
Aedes aegypti (yellow fever mosquito) is the source of this 2634-nucleotide messenger RNA. RefSeq names its product ubiquitin-conjugating enzyme E2 E1 (gene Ubc2). Gene Ontology annotation, cellular component: nucleus. Lineage: Eukaryota; Metazoa; Arthropoda; Insecta; Diptera; Culicidae. The record is from RefSeq and is a predicted model, not a curated record. The transcript is spliced from 5 exons. Gene Ontology annotation, biological process: protein polyubiquitination. The coding region runs from base 214 to 915 and encodes 233 amino acids. Gene Ontology annotation, molecular function: ubiquitin conjugating enzyme activity.